Patella vulgata (common limpet) is the source of this 2069-nucleotide messenger RNA. Its product is annotated as zinc finger protein SNAI2-like. The coding region runs from base 117 to 1199 and encodes 360 amino acids. Gene Ontology annotation, molecular function: DNA-binding transcription factor activity, RNA polymerase II-specific; RNA polymerase II transcription regulatory region sequence-specific DNA binding. Gene Ontology annotation, biological process: regulation of transcription by RNA polymerase II. The record is from RefSeq and is a predicted model, not a curated record. Lineage: Eukaryota; Metazoa; Mollusca; Gastropoda; Patellidae. Gene Ontology annotation, cellular component: nucleus. The transcript has 2 exons.
CAUAACUUUCACUUUCAAGCAUCACCAACCAUCUUUGAAUAUUUUUGAUUGAUGAAAACACUUGGUUUUAUAUGUAUUGCUUUGAAAUAUUUUAACGAAUAUUCACUGACGUCAUCAUGUUUCCGGCACUUCAUCUCAGUGCUACCGGCUUGUGUGAUCGUAACACCUCGAGGCUUUCUGUUGAAUCGGAUAGAAGUUUUUCCCAAACCGCUCUUCAAUCGUCACCACCUAGUCACCCAUCGCGAGAAAUGAGAGCCACGAUGACCAGCGUUUCAUUUGGAGCAAUCGGUGCCAAUCCCAUUCACCCAUUUCCUGGUAUUCCAUUCUGUGCUCCGAAUUUAGGUGGGUCAAAUGGGUUAAACCUGACGUCUCCAUUGUUCCAAUAUCCUGCCAGUCUUUAUGCUAGCCAAGCUGCCGACUUGAAGCAGAUCAGUCUCACUCAGUACCAAGCUAUGAAUCAAGCUACAAUUGCGGCUGAAAUAUCAAAGAUGAAGUCUCCUUUUAUUAACAGAAAUUAUCUUGAACUAGCCAUGUUGGUCUGCAAUACAUUCCGCGGCAAACUUUUCCCGUGUUCUCAUUGCCGGUACGUCACAGACAGGCGUAACAAUUUGAAAAGACACAUUUCUACGAUGCACCAAGCAUGUGAUAAGGUAUUGGAAUGUUGCGGGGUUAAGUUCAGUACCAAAGCAUCAUUGAGAGAGCAUAUCAUGAUUUUUCACCAUAAUGGUUAUUCCUGUCCAUUCUGUGGUAGACGAUUCUGUCGCAAGGCUCUUCUGAAGCGCCAUCUGUCGGUUCAUAGUGGCCAGAAGGAUUAUACCUGCCCACACUGUGACUACGCUACAAGCCAUAAAAGCAAUUUGGAGCGACACAAGAGAAUACACGAAAGAAUUAGAUUAGGAGAAGAUCUGGACAUCCCGGAAGGAUCGUAUGAAGGACUGCGGAAAUCACCAAUAACUGUUGAUACAAUGCCUGACACGACCAUGACAAGCGGAAAUGACGACAAAGAUGACUUUAUUGACAUGGAUGAAAACGAUUCUGAUGAUGAUAUCGAUGAUGACGCUUUCAUUGCUAAGCACCACCCCACUGCGUUAGCACCACCAAAAAACACACCAAAAGAACAUGCAAGAGUAGAAACAAUUACGUCAAGUACAGUAAUCAGCGAGGAUGAGAGCUCAGAGGCCAAGUCUUCUGAAAAUUGAAUUCAGCAACCAUAGACUAGUCAAAAAUAUAUGCAAAUCAAAAUCUCAAAUCAAAACAUAAAAAAUAGACUAUACAGUAAUGUCUGUUCCCACGAAAACCAUCUUAAAGCUUAUCGAAUGUUAAGAAAAUGAAAAUUCUAUAAAUGAUGAGUUUUAACAUUGUAUAUCUGAUCUAUUUCCUCCAUAAUCAGUUUCUAAUGAUAUUAUGUAAUUCAGUUCCACAACCACCUGUGUCAUUUCUGUAUCUCCCAUUGAAAUGUUACAUUCCCGUUUCAUUUUCCUUAUAAUCAAGAGUGCCAUUCCACAAUUUAAAUACUCGGUGAUGCAUUCCUCAAUGGUAUUAGUUGUUUAUAUUUUUAGUCCCAGAAUUUUACCAAAGGGUGUUUGACUAGCUACACAAAUUAGUUUAGUUAUUGAAUGUCACAAAAAUGAUAAUAGACUAUAAAAAAAAUCUUAUAAAUAUUAAAACUUUGAAUUAAGGUCAGAUCACAAAUUAUAUAGUUUGGUAUUUCAUUUAUUAAAUCGAGAAAGUCUGUGCUCAGAUAAAGAACAUUCAAGUUUAACUGAGAUGUAAACUCUUUUACGCAAAUGUCUUUGAAUUUUAGCUUAUGCUAAAUCAGUUAAAGAUGCAUUAUGUAAGAUUUAGAUAAAGAGCUGGUCGUUCUGGCUGUAAUAGUCAUAAUAUGGAUAAUGCAAAAUAAAUAUAUUGAAAAUUUCAUUCAAAUCACUGUAUUCCGGGCGAAGUUAUCAAUGUUUGAAGUUUUCAGUAAAUGUGCACUUUAUCCAGAUUUAAAAACUUUAUUGGAUGAAUUAAUGAAAUAUACCCUAUAAGUGUUAUGUUAAAUGUGUUAAAGCAUAAUGUUUUAAAAA